AUGGAAACUCCUUGCGACUUCAUGGCGGUAAUCCGCGUCCGGCUAACGCCAGCCUCCCGGACACCAUUGGAUGAAACUGUUUGGAGUUGGCUCUUCGACAGCAAAGCAUCCCCUUUGACCAAACACGGUGCUUCUGAAAUCAAAGGAUUCACCAAUGUCACCACACAGGAACGCCUCAGUUAUCUCGAUGUAAAAGAGUACUCAAUAUCGCUCUCUACAGCUUUGGCCAAGAGAUGCGGCAUGCUUGCAAAAGACGUAGUUGCGAUCUUCAGCCUAAACACUAUUUGGUAUCCGGUGGCUAUGUUUGCCGUUUCGCGACUUGGUGGUGUUAUUUGCGGAGCCUCACCAUCGUAUAAUGUUGAAGAGAUGACUACAGCGCUCACCGUAGCCGGUGCAAAAUUUCUCUUUACUGUGCCUUCAUGCAUAGAUAUUGCGGAACAAUCAGCACAAAAGAGUGGAAUUCCCAAGCAAAACAUAAUACUCCUCGAAGGCGAAGUUGAAGGUUACCAGAAUUUGAGGCAACUGAUUCGUAUUGGAAGGGAGCUCGGCUCUUUGGGGCAGAUUCAGGGGUUUAGGUAUUCUGGUGUUCAGACAGCUGCCAAUGUUUGCGCUUUUCUUGGAUUUACAAGUGGAACUACUGGUGUUCCAAAAGCAUGUUUACAAGUCCAAGCUGUUACUCCUUUGGAUCACAAAAAGACUUUAGCGGCUUUACCGCUGUAUCACAUAACGGGACUUGUCCAUAUCUUGCACCUACCAAUUCUUCUCAAUGCCGAAGUCUUCAUGCUCCCAUCAUUCACCCUGGAGAGUAUGCUCGAAACUGUCGCCCAGAACAAGAUUGAAGAACUCCUUCUCGUUCCACCAAUUUUGAUUCGUAUGGUGCACGAUCCUAUAGUAGACCGCUACGAUUUGUGCCACAUUCGUCGAUUCUCUACAGGCGCUGCACCGAUUAGUGGAGAGAUCGUCGAAUUUCUGAGGAAGAAAUUUCCCCAAACUGGGUUCAAGCAACAAUAUGGCAUGACGGAGAGUUGCAGUUGUAUUACUUCCCAUACACCGAAGACAUAUGACUACAAAUUUGCUAGGACGGUUGGAACCGCAAUGCCAUCAACGGAGCUCAAGAUAGUGGAUUCGAACGAAAAGGAAGUAAAGAUUGGCGAACCAGGGGAGCUUUUAGCCAAGGGGCCUCAAAUCACAAUGGGAUACCUCGAGAACGAGGAGGCAACAAGGGAGACCUUUACGAGUGAUGGAUUUUUGAGGACUGGAGAUGAAGCAAUUAUUGACAAAAAUGGCAUGGUUACUAUCACAGAUCGCAUCAAGGAGAUGAUUAAGGUCAAAGGCAUAGCUGUAGCCCCAGCAGAACUCGAGGAUCUGUUGUUGGGACAUCCGCUGAUUGACGAUGUUGCGGUGGUAGGAAUUCCUGACGCAUUUGCAGGAGAGAGGCCCAAGGCAUUUAUUAUGAGGAAGCAAGUGGAUAUACCACAAGAAGAAGCAAAGCUGGUAAAAGAACUUAUUGAUUAU
Molecule: messenger RNA, 1515 nt
Organism: Lachnellula hyalina
Lineage: Eukaryota; Fungi; Ascomycota; Leotiomycetes; Helotiales; Lachnaceae
Gene: 4CLL8
Product: 4-coumarate--CoA ligase-like
Exons: 3
Biological process (GO): secondary metabolic process
Molecular function (GO): CoA-ligase activity
Source: RefSeq, a predicted model, not a curated record